Messenger RNA from Purpureocillium lilacinum, 891 nucleotides. RefSeq lists its product as uncharacterized. Gene Ontology annotation, molecular function: protein binding. Gene Ontology annotation, cellular component: nucleus; cytoplasm. NCBI's taxonomy places the organism in Eukaryota, Fungi, Ascomycota, Sordariomycetes, Hypocreales, Ophiocordycipitaceae. The record is from RefSeq and is a predicted model, not a curated record.
AUGCUCGUCGACCUCCCCACAGAGAUACUCUACCUGGUGGCGGAGUGGCUGUCGGAGCGAGACGUCGGCACCCUCGCCCGGACGAAUAUACACCUCCAUCGCCUCCUUGACGAGUACCUCUACCGACGCAACGUCCUGCUCUUCGGCGCAUCGUCCUUCCACUGGGCCGUCGCGCAGGGCCGUGUAGAUACCGCGCGCAAGGCCAUCAACGCCGGAGCAGACGUCAAUCGUGGCAAGGAUGACAGCCCGGAUCUGCAACCGCUCAUUCUAGCCGCCAAGCUUGGCCACGCCUGUCUCCUAGAGCUCCUGCUCGCCACCCCCGGCAUAAACGUCAACACGACCGACUCAACAGGCCGCAGCGCGCUAUCCUGGGCCGCCGUCGCAGGCUACGAGCGGCCCAUCGCCCUGCUCCUCGCCGUCGACGCCGUGGAGGCCGACACAGGCGACACAGGCGGCCGCACGCCCCUCUGGUGGGCCGCCGCCGUGGCCGAACCCGCCGCCGUGCGGCAGCUGCUCUGCAGCGAAAAGGUGUCCGUGGACCGGCCCGACGCGAGCGGGCAGACGGCGCUCAUCGCGGCGGCGGCGGGGCUGGGCAUGGCGGGCGCGGUGGACGAGUGCGUCGAGAUGCUGCUGUUUGCGGGGGCGCGGCCCGACGCGCGGAGCGGAGCGGACAGGACGCCCCUGUCGUGGGCCGCGGGGAUGGGCAAGAUGGGCGUCUUUAAGUUGGUGCUCGGGGCGAUGGGGACGGGCCGCUUCAAGGCUGUGGAUGGCAUCGGUGGGUGGACGGUGCGGGACUGGGUCACGGCGGGGGAGAAGGACGCCAUGGUCAAGUUGCUGCGGGAUGGCUCGCGGAGAUUGUCGUGUGAGGAUGAGGCGGAUCGAGAGACAUGA